AUGUGUCGGCUAGAAGAACCUCGACAUCUGAUAAGAUUACCAGCUUUUAGUUCCAACUUCACUUUCGAUGUUAGCGCGUACGAAAUACCGAAAGAUCCAGCAAGCACAAUAAUCACACCCCGCCAUCAUUUUGGCGGUAUGAAUGAGAUUCGUCAUUUAGCUUCUUCAGAAACUGGAGUUCCAACACGGGAUUUGUUCGAGUACUGUAGCUAUGAAUAUGGCACUUUGUUCGUAAUUGUUGCUUAUGUUGGAUAUGAAUGGAAUUCAGCAGAGAGGAAGAAAUCAAAAAGAUUGAUGGCUGGUCGACGUACGGGAUCGUAUGGUUAUCAACAAACAGAAGGACUUUCAGGCGCUGAAUAUUUGGCUUCUAUUUAUGGCACUGAAAAAGACAAAGUUAAUUGUUCAUUCUAUUUUAAGAUCGGUGCCUGUCGUCAUGGUGAUAAGUGUUCACGAACUCAUCAUCGGCCAACAUUUUCGCCUACCGUUUUACUUCAGAAUUUUUACCACAACCCGAUUGUUGACGUACGCCAAGCAGAUGCUUUCGACAAGGUUGGGAAGAAGAAUGACGAGGAGCAAGCUUAUUUCGAUGAGUUCUAUGAAGAAGUAUUCACUGAACUGGAAAGGAAGUAUGGUGAAAUAGAUGAGAUGAAUGUUUGUGAAAAUAUCGGCGAACAUAUGAUCGGUAAUGUUUAUGUGAAAUUCAUGCGGGAAGAAGAUGCUGAAAAGGCGGUGAAGGAUCUUGAAAAUCGUUGGUAAGUUAGGGAAGUAAUUAUACCCUAACAGUCAUACAUUCGUAAGUCCCCGCAUUGCAUGUUUCAGGUUGUCAUGUAGAUUCUGUGGCAUCGUGAAAAUUUUGUUUUUUUUCAUGUUUUGAUUUUUGGACCCGGAUUUUGAGCACUUUUUUAAGGAGGCCGAGAAAGUGGAGUAGUUUAUGAAAGUUCUUUCUGAAUUCCUGAAUAGGGUAAGGAGUUGCAUAAGUGUACUCUUGUAAACCGUUCUCCUAUCGAAAACUCAUGCUCAACUUGUUUAGAUUCUCAACGUCGCUCUGUCAGCAGUACCUGGCGAAUCCAAAUUAAAUGGCUUAUUGCUACAGCAGCAAUCUUACCAAUCAUUCUUUUAGAUAUUGCAUCUGAUUCAAUUAUAUUUAGAUUCAUAACACAAAUUCUGUAGUCAAAAGUGCAACUUCUUAAGCAGUCUUCUCUCCGGAAAGCAGUACUGUGUUCUGGAUCGGCCAGGAAUAUGUAAAUUUAAUGAAAUUUCAAGAAUUUAGUAAUCAACAGAAGCACUUCUUCAUUCCUUAGCAUCACUAACUUAAUCCUAAUUUAGAUAUUUCUCAUACAUUCCCUGAUGCGAUGACGAUCCCUCGAAAGGUUUAACGGACAGCCGAUAUACGCAGAGCUUUCACCAGUAACAGAUUUUCGAGAGUCGCGUUGCCGUCAGCAUGAAGUGACCACAUGUUAUAAAGGUGGAUUCUGCAAUUUCAUGCAUCUGAAAGCGAUCAGUCCGGAGUUGGGGGAAAAGCUUUUUGGUCGCAGAGGUCGUUAUGCAGAUGAAGCAGGCCACUAUCCGAGCGCUAAACGCGGUCGUCGACGUGAACGGUCACCGCGUGAUCGAUCCCGUGAUGACUGGCGAGAGAGGGAACAUGGUCGACGAUACUAAUGUACAUGCAUUUUUUUCUUUGUUCUUUAACUGAUAUUGGUUAUUAUUGUUUUACAUUUCAUGCAGUUUUAGAUGUAAUGAUUAUUCCGAGAGCGAGGAAUAUCGUGACAUCUGUAAAUUUGACUUUAAGUAGUUCUUGUGGGUUUAUUUGCUACUUUAUCAUGUUCCAAAUUCCUUACACUUUUUCUUAGUAAAUGUCUCCAUGAAGUUUAAUCCGCAUAGGAAACACUGAAUUUAUUGAGACACCUUUUUUAAUCUCUGAAUUCGGUGUGUUUGAUGUGUAUCUCUCGAAAUAUUUCGAAGCUUUUUUCUAAAUAUCUAUAAUAAUGCCAAAACCAGUUAAUCCCUCCGCUUUACAAGAAAAGAGAAAAUUCUAUUUUCCAGCUUGAGGUUAAGCCACAGAACUUUUUAAAGCUUUGAUACUGCUUGGUCCUUUCUCGUGGAUGGAUUACUGGUUGUUAUUGAUUUUUAAGCGACUGAUACUGGUAUUAUGCUUAUGUUGUUAUCAGUUUUAGCUGUGAGAGCUAAUAACCGCAUUCCUACAUACUUUAACUUUCUGUAUUAUAUUUUCCAAAUAAUGAAUGCUGC
Molecule: messenger RNA, 2247 nt
Organism: Loa loa (African eye worm)
Lineage: Eukaryota; Metazoa; Nematoda; Chromadorea; Rhabditida; Onchocercidae
Exons: 7
Coding region: 1-756 (251 amino acids)
Biological process (GO): mRNA splicing, via spliceosome
Cellular component (GO): U2AF complex; spliceosomal complex
Molecular function (GO): metal ion binding; pre-mRNA 3'-splice site binding
Source: RefSeq, a predicted model, not a curated record